Messenger RNA from Galdieria sulphuraria, 1088 nucleotides. RefSeq lists its product as uncharacterized. The record is from RefSeq and is a predicted model, not a curated record. The transcript has a single exon. Bases 43 to 930 code for a protein of 295 amino acids. Lineage: Eukaryota; Rhodophyta; Bangiophyceae; Galdieriales; Galdieriaceae.
ACGAUUGACCACAAGACUAACCCCAGAUUGGAUUUUAAUUGUAUGACUUCUAAAAUAUCUAUUUGGCUCAGAUUCGGAUUAAGCUUUGUAUUUUUUACAUUGCUACUUCAAUUGACCCCUUUGAGUCUUCCAAUGAACUUGGAACAGAAUUUAGAACAAAACUACGUGCCUAGAAAGGCUUUGCAGGUUUCUAUGAACAGUGAAGUUGAAGAGAAGCCUCUACUAACGCAAUAUUCUGUGACAGAUAGCUCCAGCGAGUUUUCUCUAAUACCACAUGACUCUAUGAUGAUAGAAACAUUUACAAAGUCUUAUAACUCCUUUUCAGACUUGGGUAGCUAUUUUACACAAUAUAAGGAUGACAGCAUUGAGGAGAAUUCUAUAGCCUUUCCAAUGUCAUCACAUGAAUCCUCCUACUCUUAUACUUUAAUUAGCUCUGGCAACUCAAGUAUGAAAACAAAGCAGGAAGAAAAUGAAGAGCGACAAAGGCAAGUGAGCAAACAAAUUUGUCAGGAUCGGGAAGAGAUGGCAGGCAAGAGACAGAAAGGCAGGCCAUAUAAGGUGAAUAAUGCAAUAUUUUCCUUGGCAAGCAGUAAAUACAUUCCAGCUACCUACAGAAAGAGCUUAGAAAGAGCUUACAAAACCCAAAAACCAUCCCGAUGGUGCCAUGUAUGCAACAGAAGUUCCAUCAGAGCUCAUUUGGUACCCUGUUUCAAUAGGUGGUAUCACAGGUGUCGCAAGUCAAUAUGCCAAUUUUGCAUCUAUCGUUACUACUUACUAAAACCCAAUGUGCCGCCUUGCAUGUUUGCAAAAGAUAAAUUCUUCUGCAGUCACUGUCUUGGCAUUUGUCCUGUAACCUCACAGUGCAAAACAUAUCAAAAAACCAACGUAAGGAGACAUAUUCAAAGUUUAUUGGAUAAACAACAAAAAUAAAACUCUGGUUUUAUCAUAUAAAAAUUCACCAACGUUAUUUUCAUUUGCAAUUGAUUCAAGACAAUAUAUAGCGUUAUGCAAUGUAAACCUUCUAUCCACGAUACAAAAAUCAAUUCAGUGACUAGCAACUCAGUACUAAUAAAAUUAAGAAACCGAUG